Messenger RNA from Mesocestoides corti, 1233 nucleotides. Lineage: Eukaryota; Metazoa; Platyhelminthes; Cestoda; Cyclophyllidea; Mesocestoididae. The record is from the annotation of a GenBank genome assembly.
AUGAAGCCCUCGCGCCAAGACAUCAAUGUAAGGACAGUCUACAUCAUCAUUUGUGUUCUAUGGCUACUGGCAUUUAUAUUGUCCACGCCUGUGGGAGUGUUCGCAACCCUCCCCACAGCUGACGGUCGCCCAGUGUGUUCCGAAGUCACACUGAAUUAUAGUAUGCGCAUUACAAAACUUGUCUACUCUAUCUUGGGCAUGGUUCUUCUUUAUGGUACACCCGUUACUCUUGUGAGCAUUGCAUACGCUCACAUAUGUAUUCUUGUUCACAAAAGAAUAAAUAAAAGACCGUACCAAUCCCAGGCGGACGCACUGAGCAGUAAAGUAACUCAACCACGGAGGGAGAACACAGAAUUUUCGGCUAUGCAAGAGAGUUCGCCGAAUAGACCAACGGCAACUGGGAUAGUUUCAGACGUUGGCCCACUCUGCAACUACUUCCUGCAAAGAAAGCUGACCGAUGAUCCAGCAAAUGUUAGAUUUGGUGGCAACAAGCCUGGCAGCUCUCAUAGACGGCCAAGCAGACAUCGCCGAACAAGCUUCCUACUGGCUAGUGUAGCCGUCUUUUUUGCCAUAAGCUGGCUCCCUCUCAAUAUCGUAAACCUGUUUCUGGACCUACGGGAAUUGAAUUUCCAAGUGGUGUCAGUUAACCAAAUCACCGACUGGAAGAAAAAUGCGACGUCAUUGUCGGCAGCAGCGUUAGCAAAGGCAAACGCUGUUCUGUUAUCCCAGUCACUCGUCCAGCGUGCUCGAUCAGAUGAUUACUUGAGUCUUUCUGGGGAUACCAUUUUAAUAAUUCAAGCAGUGUGUCUUCUACUGGUCCUGAUAUCGGCGUGCAUAAAUCCAAUGCUUUACGGUUGGUUAAAUGAGAACUUUCGAAGACGGUUCAAGCAACUACUGAGAUGCCCUAACAAAAAGACCAUAAUAAUGCAAAAAGAAUCCCAACUAAGUAAGGCCUGGCCAAUCAAUAAGAAGCGCAGUCCGUACGCGCUUUGGCCAAGAACUUUCAGUCAUAAGCCCCAACGCCGGAACAUAUCAGGCCAAUUUUCUCUUUCAACGUAUCAUCCCACAAGUCAGAAGACAAGCUCACAACUGGAUGUUCUACAAAGAAGCCGUUCCCUUGAUGUUGCCGUCUGCAGGUCCUCGUCGGCCUUUAAAGAUGGAGCACCGGCUUCUUCUGCAGAGAGCCAACUAUCGCGUGGUGUUCUCCUUGAGACUGACAUUGAUGCCAAUUGA